Molecule: messenger RNA, 3413 nt
Organism: Colossoma macropomum (tambaqui)
Lineage: Eukaryota; Metazoa; Chordata; Actinopteri; Characiformes; Serrasalmidae
Gene: rbm39a
Product: RNA binding motif protein 39a
Exons: 17
Coding region: 1713-2825 (370 amino acids)
Biological process (GO): mRNA processing
Cellular component (GO): nucleus
Molecular function (GO): RNA binding
Source: RefSeq, a predicted model, not a curated record
AACCCUCUUAUGCAACGAGGCACAUUCAUGCGCCAUAACAGUUUGCCGCCACGGUCUGGAAAGGCGAACGUGGAGCGCGGUGUUGGAGUACAGCAUUUAGCGUUUAUUUAAAGUAGGAAACGUAGUUAUUUUGUGUGAAAUACGUGUUUGGUUAUUUAUAGGAGCAUACAUUUGUUUCAGGCUACAGAAGAAGAGGGAGAAGGAGAUCCAGAGAGCCCUACGUUCACCGUCGUUUGAACGGGGACUCUAGUAGGCCGCAUUAGCUAACACGAUCACCGACAUCAUGGCCGACGACUUUGACAUCGAAGCAAUGCUUGAGGCGCCAUUUAAAAAGACAUGCCUAUAUCUCACCUCUACUCCCAUGAAUUCCAGUGUGAACUGUCAAAAAAAUGAAGGUAGUAAUUGCCCCAUAUAUUGAUGUACUGUGGUACCCUUGGUUGAAAACACAUAGGCUGAAUGAUAUUGGUGCCGACAAAAAUAAAUGCAGUGGAUGCACAUGAAAUUAAGUGCUGGUAUGAAGUCUUUGGAGACUAUUCACGCUUUUAAAUGCAUGGUAUUUUUUAGCAGCUAUCCUCAUGAUUUUUCAGUAUGUUAGUUACUGAAAGGUUACUGUAGUCUGCAUGUCUUAUAGAGUAAUACUGUAGUAAACGUCUGAUUUUUGUUGAUGUAAACUUACAUUGGCCUAAUUGUUAAAAUUCUCAUUACAGAUAUUCUGGAGUGGGCUUACAAGCUAUUCCACAUAGUUUUCAUGUUUUACAUGGGAUUGGAAUUGAACAAAGAUGAACAUAAAUUAUAACCAGGAGGUUAUCAAUACUGACACAUUUUAAGGGAAAUUCAUCACUUCAUGCAUUAAGCAUUAUGCAUGCAGUUGACUUUCAUAUCAGUGAUAUGUGGUUGUUUCUUUGGUCUUACUGACAGGAAAUGAUGGCUCUCUACACAAUGCAAGAUAGUUUUGUCAUUUUUCUACUGAAUACAGAUGGCCACUUUUGUUUUAAAAAACUUAUGCUGAUCAUUAGGUACAUUUUAAAGAACAUCUCAACUUUAGAUGUUCUUUGGAAGUCGAUAUUACUAAGCCGUGUGAAUCCCUGUUUGCUUCAGGGCGAGAUGUGUGACAGAGGUGGCAUCGAACUCUUACAAUCCACGAAGGCAAAUGGGGUGAAGAUCACUGGAAUGGCAUCCACCACUGGAGCUCGCUUAGUGGCUGGCUGCUAGCGUUGCCACUUUGGGUCUUAUAGGCACAGAUAGCCUUGGAUGAGACCAAGUCCAUAAGUUCCAAUGGCCAUGAAGACCGGAGCAAGAAGAAAAAGAAGAGCAGGAGUCGUAGCAGGAGUAGGGAGCGAAAGAGAAGCAAGAGUCGUAGCAGGAGUAGGGAGCGAAAGAGAAGCAAGAGUCGGGAACGUAAAAGGACCCGAAGCCGGGACAGGAGUCGGGAGCGUAAGAGGAGCCGGAGCCGCGACAAGAGACGCAGUCGGAGCAAGGAAAGACGCCGCAGCCGUUCAAGGAGCAGAGAGCGUGGAGGCCGCUUCAGAGUGUCCUUUUCUGGCCUGAAAUUUAACGGUGGUUCCAGGGGGAAGACUGGCCCACCACCUGCCAUCAAACUAAGCCGUAAAAGGUCAAGAAGCCGCAGCCCUUUCAGAAGAGACAAAAGCCCUAUCAGACAACCCAUAGAUAACCUUACACCAGAGGAGAGGGAUGCACGCACAGUUUUCUGCAUGCAGCUUGCUGCCAGAAUCCGGCCACGGGACCUGGAAGAGUUCUUCUCUGCUGUGGGAAAAGUAAGGGAUGUGAGGAUGAUCUCUGACAGGAACUCCAGGAGAUCCAAAGGCAUUGCUUACAUUGAAUUUGUGGAAGCCACCUCUGUGCCUCUGGCAAUUGGCCUGUCUGGACAAAGGCUGCUAGGUGUACCAAUCAUUGUUCAGGCCUCACAGGCUGAAAAGAACAGAGCAGCUGCAACGGCAAACAACCUGCAGAAAGGCAGUGCUGGGCCUAUGAGGCUUUAUGUUGGCUCACUUCACUUCAAUAUCACGGAGGACAUGCUCAGAGGAAUCUUUGAACCAUUUGGACGGAUUGAUAGUAUUCAGCUUAUGAUGGAUACUGAAACAGGGCGAUCCAAAGGAUAUGGCUUUAUCACAUUUGCUGAUGCUGAAUGUGCUAAGAAAGCCUUGGAGCAGCUAAAUGGCUUUGAGCUGGCUGGCAGGCCAAUGAAAGUGGGUCAUGUGACUGAGCGCACCGAUGCCUCCACAGCAAGCUCCUUCCUGGAUAAUGAUGAAUUGGAGAGGACUGGCAUUGACCUGGGCACUACAGGAAGGCUGCAGCUCAUGGCCAGGCUGGCUGAAGGUACUGGUCUGCAGAUCCCUCCAGCUGCGCAGCAGGCUCUUCAGAUGAGUGGCUCCAUGGUUGCAAUGGCAGCAGCUACAGCGGCUAUGAAUCCUGGAUUAAGUUUCAAUAUCAGCAUGCCCACAAACCAAGCUUUAAAUCUACCCUCUCAGCCUAUUGCCACACACUGCUUCCAGCUUUCUAACAUGUUUGAUCCACACUCGGAGAAUGAUCCUGGAUGGGAUAUUGAAAUUCAAGAUGAUGUCAUUGAAGAAUGUAACAAACAUGGCGGCGUUAUUCAUAUAUAUGUGGACAAGAAAUCUACUGAGGGGAAUGUAUAUGUGAAGUGUCCAACCAUCCCUGCUGCAAUGGCUGCAGUAAGUGCAUUACAUGGACGUUGGUUUGGAGGUAAAAUGAUCAAAGCAGCAUAUGUCCCCCUGCCAACAUACCACAAUCUGUUUCCUGAGUCAGUGCAAGCAACGCAGCUUCUUAUGCCUACUCGCCGGUGAUCUCUUACCUCUGGGGAUUAUCAUUUUUCAGCCUUUCUCUUUUUAACAUUUUUGGGUAAAAUAUUCGUAUUGAAAUUCUGCAAGCUAUGACAGUUCCUUUUUCUUUUUUUUUGUUUCUGUUUAAUUGAUUUAAGAGGUUCAAGGUUCAUGUUCAUAUGCCCUUCACAUUACUUGGGCAUUUAAAGAAGGUUCUGUGGUAGUUUUGUAUGUACAGCCUUUUUUCUUCCUGUUUUCUUUAGGCCUCUUGACCUUUUAUUGUUGAUACAAUUUUCAGGUUUUUAUUUUUAUUUCUUCAACAUAUAUUGUCUUUGUGAUUGGCAUGAAUUCCACUUUAGAAAAUGUACAGUUAGCCACACACAAAAUGAAAAUGUUGCAUUUUUUUGAAUUAAUUAAACCCUACAGUUUUGGUUAAAUAUCUACAUAUUCAGUGUUUUGGGCUCUAUGAGCUGUGGGAACUAAAUGGGUGAUGAGAGCCUUUGUUCAUAGAGACUAUAUGGUUUCAAAGCAUCCUGUUUUUCUAAUCAAGAUUUGAUUUUGUAAAGUCCUUGAUGAACAGUUCAUUUCAAAUAAAGCCAUGAUACUGGCAAA